UCCAACAUGGCUGCGCCCGCAAACAGCAGAGAUGCUGCAGGUCAUUCAGCAAGCGUUUCAACUGCGGAAAAUGUUCCACUACAGUAUAGUCUUCUUUUGGAUCACCUUAUCGGUGAAAAAAGGCAAAUUAAAGACUUGAAUCCGACCGUUAUGGGUGUAUUACCGAAUCCUCAGAAAACGGAGGAGCAGAAGAUGAUCGAGAGGGGAAUGGAGAGCUGCGCCUUUAAAACACUGAUCGCAUGUGUCGGAGGGUUUGUGUUAGGAGGUGCUUUUGGGAUCUUCACAGCUGGUAUUGACUCCAAUGUAGGGCUUGAUCCUAAAGACCCUCUCAGAACCCCUACAGCAAAAGAGGUUCUGAGAGACAUGGGACAGCGAGGAAUGUCAUAUGCUAAAAAUUUUGCCAUUGUGGGUGCCAUGUUUUCAUGCACCGAGUGUAUAAUUGAAUCACACCGUGGGAAGUCCGACUGGAAAAAUGCAGUAUAUAGUGGCUGUGUUACAGGUGGUGCCAUUGGACUAAGAGCUGGUUUCAAGGCUGGAGUUCUGGGCUGUGGUGGUUUUGCAGCUUUUUCUGCUGCCAUUGAGUAUUACCUCCGAUGAACAUCAGCUUCAGGACUGUUACCAUGUACUGUUGUGAGUUCCUUAACAGUUUAAUGGAUGCAUCAUCAUGGGGGACAUUUGAGUGUGAUCUUCCACUGUCUUGCUGAAAAAGAGGUGUUCCAAUCCCACCAGAAGAGGACUGUAAUUUUCUGUUCUCUGAAUGAACAAAUAAGACGGCAAACUCAGAACUGGCACAUUGUUUUUUUGCAGGAUAUCUGGGCCCUUUUGCCUUAAAGGGUCCUCAAAAUGUCAGCCCACUGGUUUUAUGUAUGAUCAAUGCACCAUGGCGCUUCUCCUUUGGUUACCUCCCAGGCCAAAACUUUAAUAUUUUGACAUAAAUAUAAUUUAAAUGAAGUAUCAGUCAGUCUUCCUUUAAAAUGUUCUCACUUGAUCGCAGACAUGUUUUGUGUGGUGGAAUGGCUUUUGGUGAAGCUGUUUCUAUCAGAAACAUACCCAGUAAAGUGUACCCAGUAAUGAUUUAUGUUGGUUGUGUCUCUUUGUGAAAUAUGAUGACAUGUACAGUUUAACAUUUUGGCUUCAGAAAAAAUGUUGUGUAAAAGGUAAUCAAAUGGGUAACACUUUUCAAUAAGGUUGUAUUCGUUAACAUUAGUCAAAGCAAGUUAAAAUGUAAUUGGCUCUUUUACCUGUAAGGCGGGACUUCCUUUUCUAUAUUGGGUGUUAAAAUGUCUUCCAUUAAUUUUAAAGGAAUGUUCUGUGUUAAAUACAAGUUAAGCUCAAUUGACAGCAUUUGUGGCAUAAUAUUGAAUAUUUUUUUAAUACAAGUGGUCCAUCUUAGGCUAAAUAGUUUCUGCCUUAUUCUAAAGUGUUACCAUACAAUCUUCUUUCUUGAUGCCUGUGUUAUUUUGCACUCUUUUGUACAGGAAAUAUAGUCCACUCAGUUAAAAGGAUUCUUCAAAUCAAAUUUAUUUUCUCCAAAUUGUUGUUUGGAUUUACAAGUUUCAAGAAAAUAAGCUUAAUCAAGUGUUUAUAUUGGUUUCACUCUGUAGCUCCUUUCUAAAAGGAGCUUUCUUAAAAGGUCAUGCUAUAAACAAAUUAAAUAACUAUAUUUUAUAUGAAAUCUGAUUUAUAUAUACAGUGCAUCAGGAAAGUAUUCACAGCGCUUCACUUUUUCCACAUUUUGUUAUGUUAUAGCCUUAUUCCAAAAUGGAUUAAAUUCAUUAUUUUCCUCAAAAUUCUACAAACAUGCCAUAAUGACAACGUGAAAGAAGUUGGUUUGAAAUCUUUGCAAAUUUAUUAAAAAUAAAAAAACAGGGAAAAAAAAUAAAUAAAAAAUAAAUCACAUGUACAUAAGUAUUCUCAGCCUUUGCUCAAUACUUUGUUGAAGCACCUUUGGCACCAAUUACAGCUUCAAGUCUUUUUGUGUAUGAUGCUACAAGCUUGGCACACCUAUUUUUGGGCAGUUUCCCAUUCUUCUUUGCAGGACCUCUCAAGCUCCAUCAGGUUGGAUGGGGCAUGUCGGUGCACAGCUAUUUUCAGAUCUCUGCAGAGAUGUUCAAUCUGGUCUGGGCUCAGGCUGAGCCACUCAAGGCAGAAACUUUUCUGUAACCUUCCCCAGAUCUGUGCCUCGAUACAAUCCUGUCUCGGAGGUCUACAGACAAUUCCUUGGACUUCGUGGCUUGGUUUGUGCUCUGACAUGCACUGUUAACUGUGGGACCUUAUAUAGACAGGUGUGUGUCUUUCCAAAUCAUGUCCAAUCAACUGAAUUUACCACAGGUGGACUCCAAUCAAGAUGUAGAAACAUCUCAAGGAUGAUCAGUGGAAACAGGAUGCACCUGAGCUCAAUUUUGAGUGUCAUGGCAAAGGCUGUGAAUACUUCUCUACAUGUGAUUAUAUAUUCUUUUUAUAAAUUUGCAAAGAUUUCAAACAUUUUGAAGAAUUUUUAGGAAUUUUGGAAUAAGGCUGUAACAUAACAAAAUGUGGAAAAAGUGAAGCGCUGUGAAUACAUUCCGGGUGCACUGUAUACACCGAUCAGCCACAACAUAAAAACCACCUGCCUAAUAUUGUGUAGGUUCCACUCGUGCCACCAAACAGCGCCAACCCACAUCUCAGAAUAGCAUUCUGAGAAUAUAUUCUUCUCAACACAAUUGUACAGAGUUCGAACCAGUCUGGCCAUUCUCUGUUGACCUCUCUCUUCAAGGUGUUUCCAUUCACAGAACUGACGCUCACUGGAUGUUUUUUUGUUUUUGGCACCAUUCAGAGUAAAUUCUAGAGACUCUUUUGUGUGAAAAUCCCAUCAGAUCAGCAGUUACAGAAAUACUCAAACCAGCCUGUCUGGCACUAUUCAUCUGGCAAAAUGGAUCUAUUUGGAAAUGCGGGUUGGUGCUGUUUUGGUGGCACGAGCAGGACCUAUUAUUAUAUUAAGCAGCUGGUUUUAAUGGUAAUUGAGUGUGUGCAUGUGUGUAAAAAUCUAAAUGUUAUCAAAAAUAGGAGGCAGGGCGCGCUAAAGGUUGUGAAUUAGAAAAUCUGUGUAAGAAGUCAUGCUUGGAGGUCAAGCUGACAUUGCAAGGAAGGAAGUUGUACUCACCAGGAAAUAGAUAAUGCAAACAUGUCUUCUGGCUACAUCCCAGUUCUCUGAAAGGUUUCCUUUCCCACUCAUCUCUUAGCAAGAGUUAUGAUUUAACUGAACUGGUUCAGAGAUGGAACCAAGGAAUGCUUUUGAUUAUAUGUGCUGUAAAUUUUGUCAGAUCAUGGGCCUUUGAUAAAAUCCUUCUAGAUGCAUGCAAGAUCUAGGAGCGUAAUAGACCAGCACAGACAUACACAGACCUAAGCCGAUCCAAUAAGUUAUACUCCCUCACUGUCUAACCAUGUCUACCUAUGAGGAAUGAAUGCAGCUCAGAAAACGGUUACAAUAGACAUUUUUAGGUAUUUUUUACAUUAGAUACAAAUCAAAGACAAACACAGCAAGCACAUACAGAGCUUUGAUAAAAUAAAACAUGAUUGUAAGACUUCAAAAGUAUGUCUGAAGAACAAAGUUAGCUGUAACAAUUUAUUUGAAUUAUAUAUUGAAAUCAAACCUAUUAGAACUAACAUGAUCAGAGUGUACAUUACACUGUGCCUGAUGAUAGAGAAAUGUCCUUAAUAUUAUGUAAUGCCUUUUGUGAAUAAAUAUAAAGGAAGUGAGCAGAGACAGUCACAACCUAUAAACACCACCUGCCCAGGGCUCUUUUGCACUGAGCUUGUAUCAAAGCCACACACAACUUUAAUACAAGGCCCUGUAUUUAAGAUCUUCCAGACAACAUGAUUUGGGUGGAAAAACAAAACCUUUUUAGAUAUUUCUUUAUUACAGCUUCAUUUCUUUCCUUCAACUUUUCAAAUUCUGAGUAAUCUGCAUACAUCUACCUAGUUUAGAUGUGUUAAAAAUCAAAGCAGCAGACAAUCCUAAAUAAUAUCUAAUCCACUCAUUUCCCCAGUUCUGUCCUUCUUACAAAGAGAUCAAAUUUGAUUUAUCAUUUAUAAAUAUAUUGUAAUUGUAUAGUGAAGACAAUUCCAGAGGUUUGUUGUCUCAGGACGUGAAGACCGUCUGAGCCUCAAGCACAACCAACCCAGUAGAGAUUUGAUUGUGUUGAGUGUCAGACACUCCGGGACAGUUAAGCUGCAUGUCACCUUUUUCCAUUGCUGAUUAGUAGAAUCUAUUGCUGAAUAAAGUGCCUGACAAUCUUUGGUCUACCAAACCAAAUAGUUGUAAAAUCACAAAUUUUGAAGGAAACCACAAAGAAAACCAAACACAUUAGCUGUAGAACUGAUCGUCAUUGCAGGGAUUUUCCAUUUUGAUUCUUUUUUGUAUUCCUUCUUCAAACAGUCUCAUCUUCUCUAAAUAAUAAUGGAUAAAUGAUAACUUUUACCAAACCCUGAGCUGAGGAGGCCUUGAAGAGGCUAAACAAAAGACUUCAUAUGACAUGGUUUAAAAAUCAUAUCGUACAGUCCCUUGAUUUAAAGGUCAAAAAGUGCCUUAAAUAAGCCUGAUAUAAAGAACAAUAUGUUCAAGAUUAUUUAUGGUCCUUUUUUAUGAUUUUCAAUCCUCUGGAUAUAAGACUGUUUAUAUGUUAUGGAUUAUAUAUUAUGUUAUGGGUUUGUCUUACGCUAUACACAAAUAAACGGCAUACAAAAAAACAUGCCCUAUGACCCGUGAAAAUGAGAGGGAGAGAGAGCCUGUUCUAAAGAUAGAUCACACUGCAAUAGACUCACGCAAACAAGGAACAAAAUAGCGAAAAGCAUCAGUGUUCUGUACAUUAGAAAACAAAACCCUAGAGAAUAACUAAAUGAAUACUAAACUAACAGGAAACAACUUUUGUUUAAUACAACCAACUCAUCUGCCAAAAUGCAUCCAACCCCAAAGAAACUUGCCACAGACAGGAAGCAACAGCAUGAAAGAGUGCAUUCUUACUUUUGAAAAGUACUAAACUUCUAGAAAGGGAGAUCAGGAAAGCAUUCCAACUCUUUCAGUCCAGCAAAGACCCUGUUUACCCUCCAAACGUGUGAGCUGGAGCUUCUACACACUAUUAUAUAAGUCUUCUCACUCACUCACUCUUUCUCUCUAACACACACACACUUGCUAAAGGCAACUUUUAGGUCCAGUUUGUCUUACACUAAAAAUGAGUGCAUGGUAUGGACUGAUUCUUAUCCAACAGUUAUGUACUUUUGAAAGUGCUUAAUGGAAUCUAGAGGUUUUGUAAAUACAAAUUUAGAUGCAUUCAUAUGGCAUUCAGCAUCAACUAAAUGUAUUAUGAAAGAUGAUACGGUUUAUGUUAAAAGCCCCGAAACAAAGGUUUCUGAGUUCCUUGCUAGCCUAUGUUUUUACAAGCUCUCAUAUGGCCACAUAUCCUCUCUACAACAACAACAACAACAAAGAUACUAGGCAACAGCAAAUACCAUCUAUACUGCACAUCAAUUUAGAGUUAAAUACAAUUAUUAUUCUAAAACUCAAACUGCAGGCUCAGUUAAUGCAAAGAUGAAAAUUUGAGCUCCCUACCAAAAUAAAGCCUCAUAAAACCCACAUAAUUCACACCCAGUAACAAACACUUAUAACCAGGGUUUUAUAUAUCAUUUGAAUAAACUAAUUUCCAUGACUUUUCCAGAUGUUCAUGAUUACUGGAUAAAGAUAUUUAAAAAUGAUUGUAGAAAGAUUGCACUCACAAUAGACUUGUAGCCUAUUUUAAAAUGUACAUAUUUCAAUUUCAUACCCAAAUUUCCAUCAUAUUGAAUCAUGUAAUCUUUACCAAAGUUAAGUUAAUAAAAUUAAAAUGUUUGGUUUUUUAUGUAUUUCGUUUUGUUGAAGAUUCCUCAAUCUUAAUCAAUGUUAUGGAAAUCUGUUAUACAAAAUGGAAAUAGUUCAUUUUUUUUUUUUUUUUUUUUGUGAAAGAGUCAAUUUUUAGUCCAUGAUAUAUUUUAUAGCUAGAAAAAAACUGUUAACCGUUUGUAUUAAGGUUGUAUUGGUUAGCAUCCAUAAAUACAUUAGGUUUCAUGAACUAACGAUUAACA
Molecule: messenger RNA, 6096 nt
Organism: Xyrauchen texanus (razorback sucker)
Lineage: Eukaryota; Metazoa; Chordata; Actinopteri; Cypriniformes; Catostomidae
Product: mitochondrial import inner membrane translocase subunit Tim22-like
Exons: 4
Coding region: 7-597 (196 amino acids)
Biological process (GO): protein insertion into mitochondrial inner membrane
Cellular component (GO): TIM22 mitochondrial import inner membrane insertion complex
Molecular function (GO): transmembrane protein transporter activity
Source: RefSeq, a predicted model, not a curated record